GCCGUAUUGCAAGUCGAUAAAUAAGAGCUCUAGUAGUCGAGUUCAACUUAUUUUUUGUGUAUCGAAUCACAACGUACAGAAAGAAAUUUGCCAGAAAAUCCGAAAAUAUGUUUCGCUUUUUCGUGGUGGCUGUGGCGCUCUUUGCGCUGGUCGACGCGCAAUACCAAAGGAUUACGUUGCACAAGAUGAGUUCUAUUCGAAAAAAUUUGAAGAAAGCUGGUAUUGACUUGAAAAAAACUCAUUUUGACGUAUCAGAACCUUUGUCUAAUUAUUAUGAUGCUCAAUAUUAUGGUAACAUUACCAUCGGAACUCCUCCGCAGUCGUUUUCAGUUUUAUUUGAUACUGGUUCCUCAAAUCUUUGGGUACCAUCGGCAAAAUGUGCAAGUGACGAUGAGGCUUGCUUGUACCAUCAUAAAUAUUACAGUAGCAAAUCCAGUACAUAUAAACCAAUUAAUACUCCAUUUUCUAUCCAGUAUGGCACUGGCAGUUUAACUGGAUUCCUAUCUUCUGAUGUAGUGACUGUUGCCGGCCUCCCUGUUAAAGAUCAAGGAUUCGCAGAAGCCGUCGAGCAGCCAGGUGAAACGUUUGUUUAUUCAGAGUUUGACGGUAUCUUGGGCAUGGGUUAUCCCGAGAUAUCCGAGGAUGAAGUGACGCCCGUCUUCGUAAACAUGGUUAAACAACACUUAGUAGAACACCCUAUUUUUAGUUUCUAUCUGAGUCGAGACUCUUCAGCCGAGAAAAGUGAACUGAUAUUGGGUGGUUCUGAUCCCAAUCAUUAUGAGGGUAACUUCACAUACGUUCCUGUUACUCAGAAAGGAUACUGGCAAUUUACUAUGGAUAGUGUCUCGAUAGGUGAUUACAACAUAACUGAUAACACCCAACAAGCUAUUGCUGACACAGGUACUUCAUUAUUAGUUGGACCAGAUAAUUACAUUGCCUUUAUUAACGAAUUAAUUGCAGCUGACGAGAAUGGACUUGUGAAUUGUGCUAUUGUUGAUCAAUUGCCUAUAUUUAGUUUCAUUCUGAGUGGUGUGUCACACCCUCUUUCCCCUAACGAUUAUAUUCUUCGAGAAGAAGAAUAUGGCCAGCAGUUAUGUUUCAGCGGCUUUCAAUCAAGCGGAUCUGAUUCAUCUCAGGCGUUAGGUCCGGCAUGGAUUCUUGGCGAUGUAUUUUUGCGUAAAUACUACAGCGAGUAUGAUAUGGGAAAUAACCGAGUGGGAUUCGCUCAUUCGAAAUAAAAGCCGAUCGCUUUGAAAACGACUAAUUGCUAUAUAUAUAUAUAAACGACCUCGCAAAUAAUUAAAAUUACUUUUGAUUGCUUAUUUGAUAAUUUUUAAUUAUAUUCCUGCGGUGUACUCUCUGUUAAAAAGGAUAUUUGUGAUACAUUCAAAAAUUAAAACAUACAGGAUGCUUCCGUAACAUACAUAUCGGUAAGUUGGGUUGCCUAUCUGACGAUCGGUCUUCUUUUACCGACAUCGCAUAAUUGUAAAAUAAUAAAAUCAGAGGAUCGAUCAUGUAAUUUUUUUUCAUGAAAAGUGAAAAAAUUCCUUGAUUGAUAUAUUGAAUGCAAAUCCGUAAGGAAUCAGGAAAGUAAAAUCAGCUUUUAACAUUGAUAUAGUGUAAUUGUAAUAUUUAA
This is a messenger RNA of Camponotus floridanus (Florida carpenter ant), 1636 nucleotides long. RefSeq names its product lysosomal aspartic protease. Lineage: Eukaryota; Metazoa; Arthropoda; Insecta; Hymenoptera; Formicidae. Gene Ontology annotation, biological process: proteolysis. The transcript has 9 exons. The record is from RefSeq and is a predicted model, not a curated record. Gene Ontology annotation, molecular function: aspartic-type endopeptidase activity. The coding region runs from base 108 to 1238 and encodes 376 amino acids.